Rhinopithecus roxellana (golden snub-nosed monkey) is the source of this 853-nucleotide messenger RNA. RefSeq lists its product as uncharacterized. The transcript is spliced from 4 exons. Lineage: Eukaryota; Metazoa; Chordata; Mammalia; Primates; Cercopithecidae. The record is from RefSeq and is a predicted model, not a curated record. Bases 161 to 553 code for a protein of 130 amino acids.
CUCCCUCCAGGCCUAAAUGAAUAAAGACAUGACACUGAGAUUGAAGUCUAGUUCUACUUCAGAACCACAGAGACAUGAGCACCAGCAAGUUUGAGGUUGGGUAAAGAUCUUCAGAACUCCUCAGCUUCAGAUAGUCAAGCACUGCUUCGUCCCUUCUUCAAUGGCAUCUCUAGCAUACAUACUUACCUCCCUUAAAUGCAACAUUGUAGCAUUUUCUGAUGGAAGGGGCACGACAGGGUCCAUGCCUUCACCUCCUCUGGCCAACUCUAAUCAUGAAUCUCCUGUGAAUCAGCUGGGAAACCUGCAGAAUAUGAGAUUGGAGCCUUCAUUCAUACUAACUGGAGUUUUCCUUGACAAUGGUAGAAUAGAAGCUUCUCCAUUCUUUAGAGAUGAAUUUGUUUUAGGUAAGAUCUUCCCAGAGUACAAAAGAAAUUUAUUCUGGAAAUUUCAAACUAAGAUGGCCUCCUCACUGGAACUGGAUCUACCAUCCUUUUUUUCUCAGUGUCUUAUUGUUUAUGUUUUAGAUCUUUUGCAAGGUGAGCUACACCUCUAAGAGGAGCUCCUGGAAAUUACCAGAGAUACUUAAUAUUGCCAGCUCUACAGAUGGAGGUGAUGCACCUUGAUGAGGAAUGAGUACUGAGCCUGAAUCCUACAAAUGGGAAAAGGUGUUCAUAUCAGACUUAUGCAUUAGAUAUCAAACUACAAAAUACAAGUACAGUUGAUACCUGUUUAGAUGACGUAGAGCAAGCUAACAGAGUAUGUAUUAAAAGCAAAAAUUCCCAUGAAGUUAAACUGUUACCCUCUGCCAAAACCUCCCACUCUCAAGUUUUAAGAGCCAAUAAGCCUUGUAUCU